This is a messenger RNA of Chelmon rostratus (copperband butterflyfish), 2559 nucleotides long. RefSeq names its product DEF6 guanine nucleotide exchange factor c (gene def6c). The record is from RefSeq and is a predicted model, not a curated record. The transcript has 12 exons. The coding region runs from base 409 to 2313 and encodes 634 amino acids. Lineage: Eukaryota; Metazoa; Chordata; Actinopteri; Chaetodontiformes; Chaetodontidae. Gene Ontology annotation, cellular component: cytoplasm; nucleus.
UUGAGGAAUUCAGAAAUCCAUCCUGCACUGUCUGUCUUGGUAACUUAGCUUGUCUAACUCUGGCCUGUAAGUUUCACAUUUUUGUUCAGAUGCUUGUUGCUAAGAGCGGAUGGCAAGAAAAUGUUCCAAAACGUAUUGGGAAGAAUGUAAACCAGACUUGCGUUAGUUUUUGACAUCUCUAAAUUAUAUUUUCUAGAAUGUGUUGUGGAGGAAAUGUUGGCCUUUGUCUCUUCUCUCCGCCUCUUUAAAUGUGCCCUACAUCUGACUGCUUUAGGUCCGUUGCAGUUUUCUCUGCAGCCUGUACUCUGCCCCACAUUUAAUUUGGCGUUUCUCGCCACCGACGCUGCGUAAAAGCCGCCGCGCUGCGCUUGGAAAUGUAGCUGCUUUGCGCACAACGAGGUCUCCAAAAUGGACUUAAAAUCCGAACUCCUCAAGUCCAUCUGGUACGCUUUUACAUCGCUGGACGUCGAGAAGUGCGGAAAAGUGUCCAAGUCGCAGUUAAAGGUGCUUUCCCACAACCUGUACACAGUGCUAAACAUCCCACAUGACCCCGUGGCUCUGGAGGAGCACUUCCAGGAUGACGACGAUGGGCCAGUGUCUAAUCAUGGCUACAUGCCUUACCUCAACAAAUACAUACUGGAUAAGGUCAAAGAGGGGAUGUUCGACAAGGAGAAGUUCGACGACCUGUGCUGGAUGAUGACCAGGAAGAAGAACUUCAAGGGGUUACCACAGGGGGCGCUGCUAUCUGAAAGAGACUGUUUCAAGAUGUUCUGUUUAUUCAACCUCCUGUCCGAGGACCGCUACCCGCUGGUGAUGAUACCAGAAGAGGUGGAGUAUCUCCUCAAGAAAAUCUCCACGGCCAUGAGCCAGGAGUGGGAUGGGAAGCCCUUGGAGGACCUAAUAUCUCAGGAUGCCACAGGGCGGGAAGAGGGCAUGUCUGUAUGGAGCUUCCUGGAGCACAUGGGCGCAGGCCAGCUGCUGAGAGUCACCAGUGCCGAGGCCUUCAGCCUGGCUUUGGAUGAGGUCUUUCUGGAGAUGUAUCACAACGUCCUCAAGAGGGGUUACAUGUGGAAAAAAGGGCAUGUGCGUAGAAACUGGACCGAGCGUUGGUUUGUGCUGAAGCCCUCCUCCAUGGCUUACUACGUCAGCGAGGACUUAAAAGACAAGCGAGGGGAGAUCCAGCUGGAUAAGAGCUGCGUCAUAGAGCCCAUUCCAGACAGAGAGGGGAAGCGCUGCAUGCUCUGUGUGAAAACCCACAAUAAAACCUACGAGAUGAGCGCGUCUGACCAGAGACAGAAGGUGGAGUGGACUCAAGCUAUUCAGACAGCCCUUCGUCUCCAGAGGGAGGCCAAGUCCUCCCUUCACCACGAACUCAAACUGAAGAGACGGGUGCAGCGAGAACACAGCCAACGGGAGCGCAGCCGGAGCGCCCGCAGCAGCUGCAGCAGCCGGAGCAGCCAAUCAGACGACUCCAACAUCCAAGAGAUGGAGAAAGAGAAAGACAGACAGGAUUUAGAGAUAGAGAACAUCAUACAGCAUGCACGUGAAUUAGAAACCAGGCGAAGGGAGGCAGAGGAAAGAGAGAGGAAGAAACAGAGGGAGGUGCAGAUGGAGCUGGAGAGACAGCUGAAAGAGGCCGAGACGUUGAGAGACAGCAUGCAGGCAGAGAUGCAGCAGAAAGCAAGGGAGGCUGAGCAGCAGAAGAAGAGGAUCCAGGAGCUGGAGCUGACGCAGGAGAAACUGGAGGCUGCUCUCAAUAUGGAGAUCCAGGCUCGGCAGGAGGAGGAGAGGGCCAGGCAGGAGCUGGAGAGGUUGCUGCAGGUGGAAGAAGAGAAGAAGCAGCAGUUCCAGCUCCUCCAGGAGCAGCAGAGGGCCUUGCAGUGCCUCAGCCCCAUACAGGAGGCCUCAGACGGCUGCACAGAUGAGGACACCCCGUCAGCUCUUCACUCAGCGUCUCAGGAGCUCCAGGAUCUGCAGGCUUCUCGCCAGAGGAGCCACCAGCGCCUGGAGGAGGUACAAGAGAAGCUGAGGAAUGCCAGUCAACAUGUCCGGCACUGGAACGUCCAGCUGAACCGCCUGAUGACACCCGUCACUCCUGGAGAACGUUUGGAACACCGGCUUUCAACAAAACGGAUGUGUCCCAAAAAGGAAGGAGCGCUGGCCAGUAACGAGUUUGUCUCUAAAUUCAAGAUAAGGGUCAAUCAGAACAGCCAGAUGCCAGAGAACCAGCAGAGGCUGGAGGAGCAGAUGGAGGCUGCCAACCUGUCAGAUGGAUCGGACGAUUCACAGGAUAAACCCAAUGGACAAAUGUGAUGUUGACAGUUAGAGGACCGAGUUCUGCAAGUUCAGAAACGAUUAAAGAAAUUCUUCAUUUGUUUAAGUCUGAGAGUGGAAAGUGGAGGGAGGAAAGUAAUUUACAAUACAAAAAGGGUUGUAUUAUAUUUAUACGUUGAAAUGCACACUGAGACUGGAUGAUGACUGCAAUGUGAUGAAAGAGUUAAUGACAACACAUUUGACUAAGAUCAACAGAUUUUGUACAAUAAAGUUUAUCGGUGAAUA